GGGGCCUCAUGGCGGCGGGGAGCAGUCGCGGGGACCCCCUAGCCCUGGGACCCGGGCCCGAGCCUGAGCCUAUCCCAGCCGCGGGGCGCUGGGGCGACCAGGAGCCCACGGCGCAGAUACAAUACAAAAUUCUAACAGGACACAGCGAUAAUGUGAGCUCUUGCCAUUUUUGCUCUGAAGACACAAAAAUACUUUCAUGCUCUUACGACAGAACAGUGAAGCUCUGGGAUGUUGCGAAAGGUUUUCCUGUUCGAGUUUUUGAAGAACACACAGCCCCAAUUUCUCAGUGCAACUUGAGUCCUGAUGACAGAAGAGUGGUAACAUCAUCCUAUGAUAACACUGUCAAGGCUUGGGAUAUGGAAACAGGAAAAAUGCUUUGGACAAUAGAACAUGAAGGCAUUGUAACUUCAUGCAAUAUCUCAUGUGAUGGUAAAUAUGUGGUAUCAGGCUCAGACAAAGGUAAUGCCAUAUUUGUUUUUGAUGCAGUAAGUGCAACAGUGGUAGCACAUGUCCAAGGUCAUCACAGAAGUACGAUCACAAGAUGCUGUUUUGAUCCAGAUAACCAAAAAGUGACUUCAGUAUCAUAAGAUAAGACCAUAAAGCUAUGGGAUAUGACAACUCGAUCCACCUCAGUCACCAUUAAUGAGGGACACAGCAAUGCUAUCUCAGAUUGCUGCUUUACCUCUGAUGGUCAUUAUUUGUGCACAGCAUCCUGGGACAAAAGCUUAAAAAUAUGGGAUAUAAAGACAGGAGAAUUUCGAUGUCAUGAACCUAUUUCCUUGAACCAAGGACAUGAGGGUUCUGUUAGUUCCUGUGUUUUUAGCCAAGAUGCAUCACUUGUUGUGUCUGGCGGAUAUGACAAAACUAUAGCUAUAUGGGAAACAGAUGCAGGCUAUAAAAAGCUAAGCUUAAAGGGUCAUUGUGACUGGGUGACAGAUGUUGCAAUUAGUGAAAACAAGAAAUGGAUUCUUUCAGCCUCAAAGGAUUCUACUUUGAGAUUGUGGAAUAUUGAGAAGAUGGAUCAUAUACCUUCAGUGAUAGAAAGCAGAAAAGAAAAAGGCUCAAAAAUCACUCAGUGUGAAGAAUGCGAAAAACCCUUCUUAAGCCUGCAGUGUGGUGACUUUGAAAUGAUAUCUAAGUGUGUAUUCUGUCAUCUGUCUUCUCCAGUGACACAUAUUUUGCCAUUGCCACCUUCUAUCUCUCCUGAUUUUUAAAUUCAUCUAGCAGUCUUUGGGUGUUAACAUAUCUAAGUAUAAAUGGAAUGUCUGUACAUCUUUAUGUACUGCACAUACAAAGGUAAGGGCUUCCUCUAACCUUGCGCUACUGUGGUAUUCUGUAUGGAGAACAAUAAACUGCUGUACUAAUCCAUUUAAUAGCCGUGACUUGUCAUGUAAAGAAUGCAACUGCCCAGGAGUUGAAAUCUAUUUAUGUUGCGUGGUAGUAGAAAACAAAAUUACUUACUUGUCCUUUGGUAAAUUUUAAACAAUUGUAAAUUAAUACUAUAACUCCAAUCUCAGCUUAGUAAAGAAUACAUGUGAAUGUAUAAAUCAUGACAGGUUUCCUUCCAUUCUUUAGAUAAACUGUUCUUCUUUACUAUGGCACACACAGUUGCUUUCAGUGGACAUCAGAAAGAGUUUUGUGAGUAAAACCAUGAAGAAGACCAUACAUGCUUUUUUAACCUGUUGCCAUACUUAGAAAAACUUUGCAAAUGAACUUUCAGCCAUGAGAGUAAGUUCUAGGCUGCAUCAUAGCUGACUUGAUGCAGCGCAAGCUAGUUCUGUGCCAUCCGCCAAGGAGCAUGGUAUUUUUACUACUAUUAGGAGCGUGAGAAUGUCAAUUGCUAAAAGUUUUAGUGUUUCAGAAUGUUUGGAAGCCUUGUUCCUGAGAAUAGCAUUUUCAAACUUUUCAGCAUUUCUUUCCCAAAGGAACAGAAAUGAGAAUAGUUAGAACUGGGCAUGUGGCAGCCUGGAACACAGUUAAGCUGUGGAAUAAAAACACAUUUGAGUAGGUAGAUUAUUUUUUCUUCUUUUAAAUUAUAUGAAAUGUGUAGCAACAAUCACAGAAUCCAAGCUUAAAAGAAAAAUAAUUCUGGGAUACAUUUUGUAUAGCUUUAUGGCUUUGAAUAAACAUGAGGUGA
Cygnus olor (mute swan) is the source of this 2137-nucleotide messenger RNA. It is a transcript of the gene WDR88, whose product is annotated as WD repeat domain 88. NCBI's taxonomy places the organism in Eukaryota, Metazoa, Chordata, Aves, Anseriformes, Anatidae. The transcript is spliced from 11 exons. The record is from RefSeq and is a predicted model, not a curated record. Gene Ontology annotation, molecular function: protein binding.